GAGGGGGGAACAGUGGACGCUUCUCGGCGCUGUCGGCUCUUUGGAGAGGAACCCUCAGCUGCUCUCCGGCAGCGAUUCGGCAUCGCUCCUCCUUUCUCCGCUCCAGCUAGUCGGAGGUGGCGGCAGCAGCAGCAGCAACAGCAGCAAUAGGACGGCGGGCGGGCGGGCGGACUGGCUGGCUUGUUCAUUUCCCCUUUAUUUAUUUAUUUUUCGGAGAAGUGGCGUUUGCAGCCGGGGGGGGGGAGGGGUGUGUGCGCAGAGAGCCGACCGCUCCGGAAAGUCAAAGUGGGCUCGCAGUUGCUCUCUCCGGGAAAGGGGAGAGCGGGCCUUCCCUCCGCCGAAGGAGGCGGGCGGCUCGGCUGCUGUUUCGCCGUUGCGCGUUUUGUUUUACGCGGCGCGAAGGAAGCCCCCCUCGCUCCCGCCAUCGGGGCGCAGCGCCGCGGUGCGGAUUGUGCGCGCUCGGCGCCCAACUAGUUCCUCUUUCCGCCGGGCAGCCGCCGCCGGAGACACUCGGUCAUCAUCGUGCCCGCCGGAGGAGGAAAAACCCUGCGAGCCAAGUUUGGCACCGGCGGGGAGGGCGACGGCGAGGCGGCGCAGGGGAGGGAGGGCGAGCCGAGAAGAAAUGCCAGCGCCCGUGAUUUGUGGCUGAGCUGCUCCCCGGCGAAAGCUCCCCGGCUGCCAGCCAACCCGCCCGCUUUGCCCACUGCUCGCUCCCCUCGUCUGGCACCGAUGCGCCACCCCGAGGGUCGUCUCGGGCGCCCUUCGCUGCGCGGCGCCGUGUGAUCUCUCCGGCGCUCCACCACCCCCACCGACGGCGUCGUUCUUCGCCCCGCUCAACGCACUUUUAUCGUUAUCAUCAUUAUUAUUAUUGGAAAGGGGGAGUCUCUUUUCCCCCUCGCUGGGUGUUCCCCCUCCUUCCUAAAAUGACGAUCGGUUUGGGAAGCUCCUUCUCUUCAUCAUCAUGGCCAACGGGACGGGGGCGGCGGCGGUCAUGCUGAAAUGCGUGGUGGUCGGCGACGGGGCGGUGGGCAAAACUUGCCUGCUGAUGAGCUACGCCAACGACGCCUUCCCGGAGGAAUACGUGCCCACCGUCUUUGACCAUUACGCAGUCAGUGUGACAGUCGGUGGCAAGCAGUAUCUGCUUGGGCUAUAUGACACUGCAGGACAGGAAGACUAUGAUCGCCUGAGGCCGCUGUCGUACCCCAUGACUGACGUCUUCCUCAUCUGCUUCUCGGUGGUGAAUCCAGCUUCCUUUCAGAAUGUGAAGGAGGAGUGGGUGCCGGAAUUGAAGGAAUAUGCGCCGAAUGUGCCCUAUUUGUUAGUCGGAACCCAGAUUGAUCUCCGUGAUGACCCCAAAACUUUAGCGAGGCUGAAUGACAUGAAGGAGAAACCAAUUUGUAUGGAGCAGGGACAGAAAUUGGCAAAAGAGAUAGGAGCCUACUGCUACGUGGAGUGCUCGGCUUUAACCCAGAAAGGACUGAAGACGGUUUUCGAUGAAGCUAUCAUAGCCAUUUUAACUCCAAAGAAACACACGGUGAAAAAAAGAAUAGGCUCGAGGUGCAUUAAUUGCUGCCUGAUCACGUGAGACCCGCCGGGGCGAUGGCCGCACAUGCUGUGAAAUAUCCAAUACCGUGCAAACAUACACUUAAAACAACAACAACAACAACGCUCUAUCCACAGAUCCGAGAUCAAUUGGGAAGUUGAUUGGGCAAAAUCCAGAAUGUGUGGGAGGGGAAUCCCAACUCAGUGAAGGAGCAAGCAGCAUCUGUUACAAACACUUUAUUCAGGCUGGAAGGAAAAGUACAAUCUCUCAGGGGUAACAUAAUUUAGGACAAGUGACAGACGUAUCAUCAUGUUGCCACAGCAAGCAAAACGUGCUGUGAGGAGGAGGAGGAGGAGGAGGAAGGCCUGACGAUGCCCCAAAAGUGUUUCAAUUGCCUUCUGCUUUGACUGUGGUCUUCGCGCAGUCACGACGCCAGGAAUCAGCACAGCAACAAAAAACGCCUUCUCUCUUUGCGCCAGCUACCUGCUUUUGUACGUAAGCUGCUUCCUGUUCCAGUAUAUCCACAAAGGUGCAAUAAGGAGACCGGCCACGUAGCCAAAGGUCGCUCCGAGCGAACAGGAAAUGGGCCACACCUGAAGGGAAAGAAUUGCCACGUGGAGAGAGGAGAGAAAGGAAGAGGUCAGACCCUCGACGUACUUUUAGGAGCACAAGUUUCCCGUGCAAUCGAACAACGAAACCAAAAUGCGGUACAGGAUCCAUUGCAGAGCUUGACCUGCUUUCUCAGAGAAUGCCAAAAGUGUUAGCGGUUCAUCACGCAUCUAUUACGUGAACACUAAAUGUUGUACAGUUUUUAAACAUGUGUGCAUUAAAAUGUAACUAGGCUUUCUGGCUAUUGCAGAUGAUGACACUUGAUAAUUCCCAGAACUAACAUGGAACAUUUUAACCCACCAGUUUUGGGGGCUGGGCUGCUGAUGUGCUCCUGCUUUGCUAUUAUUAUUAUUAUUAUUAUUAUUAUUAUUAUUAUUAUUAUUUCUGUAAUAGUGGAUUGUUAAUAUAGCCUGUACUGCUUCCUUUCUGCUCCCCCCCCUCCAAAGUCAUGGCAUAUUUUCAUUGCUGAAAAGCUGUGACAAAGCGUUUAGCCACAAAGCACAAUUUGAACGAAGCAUUACCAAGGAAGACCAUAGACCAGGAGUAGACUUAAAGUAGAUUGGGAUCUACUGGCAGACCUCUGGGUGGCUUCCAGUAGAUCACCAAGGAUUUCUGACUCCCAAUUGUUUAACAAGGGCAACAACUCUGCAGCCAAAUUAGGUUGCUGAAGGGUAUGGGGAAAAGCCUAGGAAUGGAUAACUGUGAAAGGGCUGUGAGAUAAGUUCUGGCCUUGAAAUAAAUUCGUAAGCUGAGAUAGAGCCCUUAAUUCUUUGUUCACCUCUAUUUCUGAGCUACGCUUCUUCACUUGGUGCUUGCUGGUGGACACCUGGGGAUUCUAGAAGUAGAGGGAGAGGGGAAAGACCCCAAAGUAGAUCUGCAAGCUUGAAUUAACACCAUCUCUGCCAUACACCACAAGGAAAGCAAGAUUCGGUUGAGGACAAAUUGUCAUGCUCUGCUUGAGAGGUUGCUAAAAGUUGGGGGAGGAAGUCUCUGCAAAACCGGCCUCUGCCUCCCUGCCAGGAAGACCAUUGUCUUCCCGGCAUCUUUGGGGUUUGCUAACUCCCCCCUCCCCCCUGCACCCCACAAGUGCUUUUCUCGAUUGAAAAGGCUGCAAGCACCUGAAAGUUGGUGAAUGGGGCCCAACAAAGUUAUUCAGGUUUUGAAAACAAAAUAGGAACUGUCUGAUUAAUCAGACAAGGUUCCAUUCUAAUCCCAGCAUCCUAACUAGUGGCCAAGAAGAUGCCACUAGUUAGAAAUUGACAAACUGCACUACAAAGUAGUCCUAGUUUUUACUCACAAGUAGCUACUGUCCUGUGAUGUUACAAGUCACAGCAGUCAGCAUUUUAGAUGAGGGAUUCCCUCCGGUGUGAGAGGAGAGAGGCCCCCUUCUAAUAUUUUACCUGCUGCUUCAGUUUUUAUAAUGCCUUACAUAAAAAUUAGAUUAACAUAAAAGCCAGCUAGUUGCCAAGUUAAAUAGUGAGGUUUUUAAAAUAAAAUAAAAAACAUCUUUAAAAAUGGAUGCAUUUCAAGUGAAGCCAUGGCUGACUUAAGUCCCACAUUCUACGUAUCAACUAACUCUGAACCCAACCCAAAGUAAAUAAAAUAGAUAAAUGUAUGUGCAAAUGUUUAAGAACCCCAAAGUGGUUGGCGUAAACUAACCCUGCUCAAAAUUUGACUUCUUAAAGGAUCAAACUAAUCAAAGAUUUAAAUAUCUGCACAGAUAUAGAGGAGCAAAACUGGAAAAAAAAAUAGGCUCAUUGAAAUGUCCCCAUGCAUUUAAACUCUUUGUAGCUCCUAGCAAAAAGGCUCUUCACCUGUGAUUGCAAACUAGUGACACACUACUUGGUUGUGUCACCACAGCAGUCUUCCACAACCAUGAAAACUACAAACUUUCUACUUCUAAAGUCUCCCGAGAUCAUGACAUCUCUGCCAGGGAACCAAAUUUGCACUCGCACACUGCAAAAGUGUGGAAUACAAAUAAUCCCGGGUGCGAGACUGAUGUAUUCCCUGACCAAGCAAGCAUCAAAGGAACAAUUGUAUGCAGUAGUGAACAGUGUCCCCCCAACCUUGCAGUUAUUAUGCCGGGGCAGUCAUCGCUGUAGAUUAAAACAUAAUGGCAUCGUUGUGUGCGCUGAUGGCGAACUGAUGCCAAAUGCUGAUACUGUCCCAGUGGUUCAACAGUGGCCAACAUUUGUUCUAUGAUGCUGAAGCCCUAUGCAAAUAUUCUAAACAAGCGCACUGUCUUGGCUCCCUGCCCUGACAGUCAGGUGCUUGGAGUCACAUUCAAUUCAGGGCCGUUGCAUGAAGAGCCCAGUGGGCAUCACUCUGAUCUGCACGACUCGUGCUCCUCACAAGUGUGUCUGCGCAUACAGCGACCACACAGAAAGCAUCUUCAUGUGCCGGGCUCUACUGUGUGUUAGUAUCAAGCAAUGCCUAAGCAGAUACCCCAGGAAUGGGACACAGGGCGAGGCUAUCCCAAUCCAUGCAUAGGGACGGCGUUCGAAUGAACAUUUAAGAACUCUGGAGUGGUGGGAAAGUGGUGCCUUGCAAGGGAAUGCUGCAAGCACCAACAUACAGGCAGCUAGCUGGGCAAUGAGCAAUUAUUCUAAGUAAUAGGUUAGAAAAUGUUCUUGCUGCCAAUGAUUCAUUCUGACCUUGACUUGAAUAUUCCGGCAAAACAGAAAGCUGAUUUUCAGCAGUGAGCGAAAGAAGUAAAUAACAGACUCCCCCACUUUUGAAACCUGAUUGCCUCCAUCACAACAUAAAAGGCCAACUUCUAUUAACUUAAAAGCCGCAACUUGUUGAGAGGCGAGGGAGCAAAAUAUUGUGCUGCAGUCCAGGUUCUGCCGUUUUAUUGCGCACUCUGGGUACAGACCAUCCUCACUGUGCAUUCUGUUUUUCUGAGAUGAGUAUAUGCUACAUUUCAUUCAUCUUUACAACAGGCACGAUUUGUUCUCCUCGCUUUUUCCGUUCUCCCAUCUCCUGGACAGCAAACAAAGUGCAACCCAGGCAUGUGAGAAAAUGGGCUUUCGUUCUCUAGCUUUUCGCUUCUGUCCCAAGCUUGCAUUGCACAAACUCCAGGAUGGAAGUAUUUGAGGUGAGGAGGCAGAGGAAAGAGCUGGUGGCUUCCACUUCUGCAUUUUUUCUUCUGCUAGCCAUUAAUAUUUUCCUUGCGACAUGUUAAUAAAACUUUUAUUUUUGCUACCCGGAA
Molecule: messenger RNA, 5363 nt
Organism: Zootoca vivipara (common lizard)
Lineage: Eukaryota; Metazoa; Chordata; Lepidosauria; Squamata; Lacertidae
Gene: RHOQ
Product: ras homolog family member Q
Biological process (GO): small GTPase-mediated signal transduction
Molecular function (GO): GTPase activity; GTP binding
Source: RefSeq, a predicted model, not a curated record